Messenger RNA from Hansenula anomala, 1719 nucleotides. RefSeq names its product alkaline phosphatase D family protein. The coding region runs from base 1 to 1719 and encodes 572 amino acids. Lineage: Eukaryota; Fungi; Ascomycota; Saccharomycetes; Phaffomycetales; Wickerhamomycetaceae. The record is from RefSeq and is a predicted model, not a curated record. The transcript has a single exon.
AUGUUACUCAAUUCAAUCAUUGUUGCCAUACUAUCCUAUUUGUAUUAUAUCAAAAGUUUCAUAUCUAAUUCUGAGUUGAUCAAUCUCAACUUUGAUCUUUUGUCAAGACAGGUUUUGGUUUUACCAGAAGAUGAUAUCAAUUUCAAUAUCUCCUCUGAAAAUUUCAUUCAAACCAGCUUCAGCAAUUAUACCUUUAAUCAUGGUGUUGCAUCUGGUGAUCCUACAUUGGAUUCCAUCAUUGUUUGGACAAGAAUUACUCCUAAUGAGUAUUUAAAAGAAACACAAUUAGUUCCAGUUGAAUUUUCAAUAUCUGAAGAUCAAAAUUUUACCAAGAUUUUAACAAAAGGUAUCACUUUUACAAAUGGGUUGAUUGACUAUACUGUAAAGUUGGACAUCACUGGGUUAACUGCAAAUCAUACUUAUUACUACAAGUUCAAUACUCUUGGUGGUGUUCAUGUUGAAUCUGAAGUUGGAGAAACCAAGACUUUACCACACCCAAAUCAAGAGGACAAUGUUAAGUUGGCUGUUUACUCUUGUGCAAAUUAUGCAGGUGGUUAUUACCAUGCCUACAAGUUCCCAGUUUUAAAAAAUUCUGUUGAUUAUGUUAUUCAUCUUGGGGAUUAUAUUUAUGAAUUUGCUAACGGUGUUUAUACAAAUGGAACUUCAUUGGGAAGAGACCAUGUUCCAGAACAUGAGUGUAAGACUUUACAGGAUUAUAGACUUCGUUAUGCAUCUUAUAGAAGUGAUGAAAAUUUACAAAAAUCACAUUCAAAGUUCCCAUGGAUCUUGGUUUGGGAUGAUCAUGAAGUUGCUGAUAAUUCAUGGCUAAGAGGUAGUGUUGAAACAAACGGUUAUGAAUUUUUAAAAAGACGUGAUGAAGCAACCCAGGCAUAUUUUGAAUGGUUACCAAUUAGACCACAAAAAAAUCUAUCCAAAAUUUGGAGAAACUUCAAAUUUGGUAAAUUGUUUCAAAUUAAUAUGUUGGAUACAAGGCAUUACUCUCGAGAUAUAACUGAUUAUUAUCAUAAUCAAGAAAUGAUUAAAAAUUUGGUUAAUUUUGAAGAUCGCACCAUGCUAGGAUAUGAUCAAGAAGAAUGGUUAGAAAGAAGAUUAUUAGAUAAUGAUACGGUUUGGAAUUUCAUUGCGAGUCAAUGUGUUGUCAGAGAUAUUGAUUUCACCUUACCAGAAACUGGUGGAUUAGGAUUCCCAUUUGAAGAGUUCAAUCAAGAUGCUUGGGAUGGUUAUAUUGCCAAUAGAAAUAGGAUAUUGAACUUUAUCAAGGACAACAACUUAUUAAAUACCAUUAUUCUGAGUGGUGAUUUUCAUAUUGCAAUCACUAGCGAAUUAUCUUUACCAGAUGGAGAAUAUAAUAUUGAGACUGGUGAAGGUACAAUUGUUGUUGAGUUCACUACAAGUGCAGUUAGCUCCCCAACCACUUUCCCAAAGCAUUUUGAUGAGUCUCAAAGUCUUUUGAUGUCAAAAGAAUUAGUUGGAAAUAAUGAUUUAAUUUGGAAUGAUGGGUUCUGGAGAGGUUAUAUUGAACUAAACAUUGGAAUGGAAAAUGUAACUACUGAUUAUUAUGGAGUUGAUAUCAAAGAUGCUAGUUCUAAGCAAGAAAUCCACAUGGCACGCUUCGUUGUCAAGAAGGAUAUCAGUCAUAUCGACAGAGAAAGCAUUGAAACCAAUAGUGGGGCCUUAAAUGACAAAUUGGGUAAAUAG